Melozone crissalis (California towhee) is the source of this 1081-nucleotide messenger RNA. It is a transcript of the gene NDUFAF6, whose product is annotated as NADH:ubiquinone oxidoreductase complex assembly factor 6. Lineage: Eukaryota; Metazoa; Chordata; Aves; Passeriformes; Passerellidae. Gene Ontology annotation, cellular component: mitochondrion. Bases 342 to 1061 code for a protein of 239 amino acids. The record is from RefSeq and is a predicted model, not a curated record. Gene Ontology annotation, biological process: biosynthetic process; mitochondrial respiratory chain complex I assembly. The transcript is spliced from 10 exons.
GCGGCGGCGGCGGGCUGGAGCGGGCCGGCGGCCGGAGGAGCGGUGCAGUACUGUGCCGAGCUGGUGCGAUGAUUGACAAAAGCUGGGAGAAGGUUUCCAUGUGUGCAUAGACAGAGUGGAACAGGAUUAUCUUCUCCAAACUGGUGCUUGUAAAAAGACAGAAAGAUGUGUGUGGUCUGCAGUAAUGUUUGAGGAAGCGUGACUAUGAAGGGUUUCUGUGUUCUCUGCUGCUGCCUGUGGAAUCUCGAACCUCUGCUUUUGCCUUGAGAGCCUUCAAUGUGGAACUGGCUCAGGCAGCAUAGAUAGACCAAGUGUGUUAAAGACACUGAAUUUCACUCCGGAUGUGUCCUUUCCAGAUUAAAGACUCCAUAACUCAGAAGACAACAGGUUUGAUGCGGAUGCAGUUCUGGAGGGACGCUGUGGAGGACAUAUACAGUGAUAACCCACCACAUCAGCCCGUUGCUACAGAGCUGUGGAGGGCUGUCAAGAGGCAUAACUUGACUAAAAUGUGGUUCAUGAAGAUCAUAGAUGAAAGAGAGAAGAAUUUGGAUGAUCGGCCGUACCGUAACAUCCAGGAGCUGGAAACAUACGCUGAGAACACUCAGAGUGCUCUCUUGUACCUCACCUUGGAAACACUGGGUGUGAGGGACAUCCAUGCUGACCAUGCAGCCAGUCACAUUGGGAAAGCACAAGGCAUAGUUACCUGUUUGAGAGCAACUCCUUAUCACUGUACAAGACAAAAGGUCUUUCUUCCCAUGGACAUUUGUAUGUUGCAUGGAGUUUCACAAGAGGAUUUCAUAAGAGGCAAGCAAGAGAAAAAUGUGAGAGAUGUAAUUUAUGACAUCGCCAGCCAGGCCCAUAUUCAUCUAGAACAUGCUAGAUCUUUCAGUAAGAAAGUUCCUGUGAAGGCGUAUCCUGCUUUUUUCUGUACGGUUGCUUUAGAUGAUUAUUUACAUAACAUGCGGAAAGUGGACUUCAAUAUAUUUCAUCCAAGCUUACAAAAGAAGAGUACAUUAUUACCAUUGUAUUUGUAUAUUAGAUCUUGGAAGAAAACAUAUUAAAGCUUGUUUGGUUAUUUUAA